This is a messenger RNA of Dendroctonus ponderosae (mountain pine beetle), 2234 nucleotides long. RefSeq names its product arg8-vasotocin receptor (gene ITR). Bases 339 to 1472 code for a protein of 377 amino acids. The record is from RefSeq and is a predicted model, not a curated record. Gene Ontology annotation, cellular component: membrane. Gene Ontology annotation, molecular function: peptide binding; vasopressin receptor activity. The transcript has 8 exons. Gene Ontology annotation, biological process: G protein-coupled receptor signaling pathway. NCBI's taxonomy places the organism in Eukaryota, Metazoa, Arthropoda, Insecta, Coleoptera, Curculionidae.
UCGCACUUUACUCGAAAAGCUCAUGAAUGAAACCGAAGCAAAGUUUAGUUUCGCGCUCCCAAAACCGAGAGGAACUCAGAUACGGUGGCUUUCCUUUGGAAACUCGCAACUUUUACCGGGAAGCGAAAGUGAAACUUGUUUGUGACGAUGGCACCAGUAGAAACUUGUUUCUAAGUGCCACACUGAUUGCUUUUGUGGUUGAUUUGGCGUGCAAAUCAACGAGGUUUUAUCGAGUGAAACUUUCAAGUGUCUAAACUUUUAACUAGAGAAACUUUAAUAAGUGUCACAUACAUUGACUUGUUGUGGAUAUCAGGCAAAUCACCAGAUUGUGAUCACCCAUGUUGAAUCGUUUGAACGAUUUUGCCAUGAAUGCAACCGACCUUCUCAUGAGAACUGGAAACUCUCAGGAACUUAUCGACGGUCUGGAUCAGCCCUCAAAGGCCAUGGAUCGCGAUGAAAGUCUUGCGAAGAUCGAAAUUGGCACUUUAUUGGGCAUAUUUUUUACCACAGUUGUGGGCAAUGGCACAGUUUUAUGGGCUUUGUGGACGCGAAAAAGAUACUGUGGUAGAAAGAAACUGUCCAGAAUGUACUUCUUCAUCUUGCACCUAUCGAUCGCCGACCUCAUAGUGGCUUUCUUCAGUGUUCUUCCCCAACUGGCAUGGGAAGUAACUUAUCGAUUCCACGGGGGUUUUGUGCUUUGCAAACUAGUCAAGUAUGGGCAAACGUUGGGGCCCUACUUAAGUUCCUACGUGUUGAUGGCUACAGCGAUCGAUAGACACCAAGCGAUCUGUUAUCCGCUCACUUAUUGCUCCUGGACAUCGAGAAGAUCGAAAUUCAUGAUGUAUGUGGCGUGGAUUGCUAGUCUGCUAUGUUGCAUUCCGCAGGUCAUCAUAUUCUCCUUCCAAGAAGUAGAACCGAAGGUUUACGACUGUUGGGCGACUUUCGACCACGAAUGGGGCGAACAGGCUUAUGUUGUCUGCUACAGCGUGACGGUGUUCAUCAUUCCGCUGUUUGUGCUCGUGUACACCUACACUUGCAUUUGCCGGGAAAUCUGGCGAUGUUCAGACUCGAGUCUCCGGCCACGAAACAUGAGCAAACAGAGCACGAAAAGAGAUCGAGUGCCACUCAUUUCCAGAGCCAAAAUCAACACGGUGAAACAAACAAUCGCCGUUAUUGUAUUGUAUUUAGCCUGUUCAGCUCCAUUUAUUGUCGCCCAGCUAUGGGCCACUUUCGAUCCGAAAAGUGCUUUUCUUGAAGGAUCCACCUUCACCAUUCUAACUCUUCUCUACAGCCUAAACAGCUGUGUAAACCCGUGGAUUUACCUGGUCUUCAACAGGGAGCUGCCCAGGCUGCUGAUCAGACACUUUCUAGCGUCGAACAAAAGCUAUCGCGGAGCUCCGGAUGGGGUUUUGUUUGUGUUCUACUACGAUCGAGGGCGAGAAAAUCCGAGACGUAAAGCGAGACGCAUUUAAAAUAUGGAAAGCGCAAACAGAUUUCUCUGUAGAGCUGGUAAGAAGGAACGUAUCGCUUUCUGGCUGUCGCAAAAGUAGAUCGCAAGAAAUAGCAGCUUUACUAAACCCCAAUGUUAAACGGGCGCUUCAAACAUUUCGUUUUUGGGGUGGUUGCAACCCUUGCGGCUUUCAGUCAUUAAACACCCUGCUGAAAAUUUACUGCGCGCUUUGCAAGCGAUUUUAUUCAGCUUCAAGAGGUUUUCAAUCGCAACAAAGGUUGGAACUUUAUCAACUUUCAGGAUAUUUUGCCUAUUAUAAUGCUGGGGAUAAUGGCAGAAAUGAUGGGAUUGUUUUUUUAUAAAAACAACAAUAAUAGCAGAUGUUAAUUACAUUAAAUUACUGUUAUCAGGGACCGAUAUUGGUAGGAUAGAGUUUGUUCUUGAAGGUGUCACAUACGGAAUAACAGCUGUAUACAAGCCUCCACCCAUUUCGGAAAUUCUUUAUAUUGACGAUUUGAAUACUUAUUUUGCCGGAAGAACAUCUAAAAGCAUCGAAAUUUAUAUGGGUGAUUAACAUCAACAUCAAUUAUAAAAAUAAUCAUUUGGUAAAUUAAUACUUAUCCUUAAUGGGGCAGAACGGAUUUUUAUCAUAUAUAAACCUUCCCACUCGAGUUACAAAAAAUCAUUUAUUUGUGAAACAAAAACUAAGAAGUCCAGGCCUUAAACUUGAGUCAUGUCGGCUGAACAGCGAUUUGACUGAUCACUACCCAAUUUUUCUAAAUAU